This is a messenger RNA of Aedes albopictus (Asian tiger mosquito), 2022 nucleotides long. Its product is annotated as juvenile hormone esterase-like. Lineage: Eukaryota; Metazoa; Arthropoda; Insecta; Diptera; Culicidae. The transcript has 5 exons. The record is from RefSeq and is a predicted model, not a curated record. The coding region runs from base 266 to 1981 and encodes 571 amino acids.
UUCGUUCGACCAUUCCCAGCCAGCAAAUAUCUUGUAAACAUGCCGAAUGCCGGUCAUUAACAACCAAAGUGAUCGUUCAUCACAAAGGAAUUUACUUCGAUCCGCUGCCCAUUUUUGCACGCACCAUCAUCAUCUGCGGCUGCUCACUGAACCAUGAUCAAGACCAACAAACAGCAGCAGCAGCAGCAGUUCCUCUAACCUAUAUAACGAGAACCGCACUCGCGCAAUCGCUUUAAUCGAUCGAUAACCCCGCGAAGCCAUAACGAUGUAUCCCGCGUGGUUGUUACUAUCCGUAACGGCUGCCCUCGGAAUCGGUCCGGACGUAGCGUGUGCCAUCGGCGAACAGCUGGCACUGGAAAAGGUUCCACCAACGCCGCGACUUUGCAUCCAGGAAGGAUGCCUUUUCGGGCGAGAUUUGGACGGACUGGAGGGAGGGAAGUACGAAGCGUUCACAGGAAUUCCGUACGCAAAACCACCCGUAGGUGAGUUGAGAUUCAAAAAUCCUGUGCCUAGUGAACCGUGGACCGGAGACUACGAUGCCACGUGGGAACGAAGUCGAUGCAUUCAAAAGAACGAUCUUCGACCACAGGCUGUGGUCGAAGGAAGUGAGGAUUGCUUGUAUCUUAAUGUGUUCAGACCCAAGGUAAACUUCAGAGGACCGCUUCCAGUUAUCUUUUUCAUUCACGGUGGAGGCUAUGCAACAGGGUCCAUUUCGUUGGGGGAGUAUGGCCCUGAACGACUAAUGGAUACCAGCAAAGUGAUCCUCGUGAUGGUGCAGUAUCGGUUGGCAGUGUUUGGAUUCUUGGCAACUGGAGAUGAAGCCUCACCCGGAAACUACGCCAUGAAGGAUCAAGUGAUGGCCUUGAAGUGGGUUCAACGUAACAUUGCACAAUUUGGAGGAGAUCCUACGCGUGUCACAAUCAUGGGGCAAAGUGCAGGUGGAGCUUCGGUUCAAUUGCAUCUGAUGUCCCCUUUGAGCAAAGGACUUUUCUCAAAGGCAGUUAGCAUGAGCGGAAGCACACUCGGAUUCUGGAACUACAAUCAUGACCCAUUAACACUGGCUCGGAGACAAGCCGCUGCUGUGGGUGUCGAAGGAGCUCAAGAGAUAUCAACUGCAGAACUGGUAGAAUCCCUCAGAAAGGUCGACGCACUUACGUUGGCCAGUAGCAUUGACAGCGUGAAAUUUUUCUACAUUCAUCACAUUACUACGUAUACUCCGGUUGUUGAGAAAUUCGUUACAGGCGAAUCAUUCAUGACGGAAGAUCCACGAGAUCUAUGGUCUACGGGGAGGUAUCACCAGGUUCCAUAUGUAAUGGGAUUCGUUCCCAAUGAAGGUGUAUUCACAGCGGACAUUAUCGCGAACAAAACCCAGCUUGAAGAACUGAACGCAAAUUCGCGAAGUCUUAUACCUCAUUUCGUUGGCGUUGACACCAAUCCAUUGAGUGUGCAAAUGUUAAAAGACUCUUUCUUCCCAGAUGGAACCAACGAUCAAUGGUUAACCGACGAUAACCUUUACGAGUUACAAGAGAUGCUGUCCGAAGGCUACAUCAGCUAUGCAAUCGUGCUGAGUAUCAAGCAAUAUUUGCACUACCAGACCACGACUCCCAAGGCCCCGCUCAGUCUGUACUACUUCAACUUCAAGGGUCGCUAUUCACGGUCCCACUAUUACACGCAAACGUAUGCCGAUUUCGGUGUUUGUCACGCAGACGACCUGAACUUCCUGUUUCGUCCUUCGGCAAUCAUCCCAGACUACGGUCCGGAGACGCCCUCCUGGUAUAUGGCGAAAGCCCUGGUCGACUAUUUCGUGCAGUUUGCAACCAAUGGCAUUACUGAACCACUGUGUACGACCGAAAGCUGUCCAAUUUUACAAUUCACCAACUCGGAUGACCCACGAUACCCUGUGAGGACCAACUAUUUGGAAGGUUUCAACGAGGAGCGUUUUGCUUUCUGGUAUAACUUGUAUGCAAUGCAGAACUAUUAAAUUGAAUGGGCUCAACACUACCAAUGCAUUUGAAUAAUAAA